Molecule: messenger RNA, 18562 nt
Organism: Podarcis lilfordi (Lilford's wall lizard)
Lineage: Eukaryota; Metazoa; Chordata; Lepidosauria; Squamata; Lacertidae
Source: the annotation of a GenBank genome assembly
UAAUACAUUUUAAAGCAACAUUCUACAUGUCUGAGUACGAAAUCGGAGAAUGAUGAAAAUCAUCAAGCAGAGACUAGAUACUAUUUCCUUUUUUAUGGGGUUCCUGUUUCACACUGGGCAGUUGCAUCUCUGCAAGAUGGUUUGGAUUUCUAAUGCAAAGCUGAAUGUUACAUUUCAGCAGGCUGCAGGGGUUGUUGUUUUUUGGUUGUUUAGUUACAGCUCAGUGUGUUUUGUGAGUUGAACCUGCAGUUUAUUAGCCUGCUCCUGCGUUUAUUAUUAGUAUUAUUAUUUACUGUGUGACCCACUUUUGUAAUUUUAUCAGCGGCAAAACCAGACGAUGACCCAGUUAACAGGCUUCCAAGACAAAUACUGACUCCGAUAGACCAGCACUUUUGGAAACAGAACGGCAUUGUCAGGGAGGGAAAAAAGAAAAAGCAGCAAGUCAGAAGGUUUCUGCUAAUGUUGUGGUGAUUCCCAAUAAUCUAUGUAAGUGGGUCAGUAGCUUAAUGGGCACAUCUAUGCAGGGACAUUUAUGAAAUAUGGGAGGGGUGAGUGAGUUAAAUCUGUCAGUGAGGCAGCAACAAGCAUUUUCAAGACUAUUUCAGAAUGUCUGCUUGCUCUCUCUUAAUUCAAGAAAAGAUAUUUAGUACAUAGGGUUGCCAUAUUUCCAAAAGUGAAAAUCUGGACAAAUCUGGAACAUCCCCCCCCCAAAAAAAUAUGUUUUGGGGGCUUUUCUUGGAUUUUUAAAACUUUUUUUAAAAAACAAAACACCCUACUUGCCACACACCCAGGUUUUCUUGGAUAUUUUGCCCAUUUAGCAAAAAUCCGCCCGGAUGCCAUUUUGCAGCCCAAUUCGUGGAUGUGUCCGGGAAGACUCAGACAUAUGGCAGCCCUAACUUAGGAAAGCUCUUUUCAUGUCUAUUUUCAUCUAUUUCCCAAUAUAAUAUAAUAUAAUAUAAUAUAAUAUAAUAUAAUAUAAUAUAAUAAAUAUAAUAUAAUCCCCCAUAUGAAUCAAUGGGAUGUACUGCCAUCUAAGCACAUGUUAGGAUUGCAGCAUUAGGAGCACAGCAGUGAAAAAGCCCUGCUGAAACUCUGUGGGAUUUCCUUCUGAGCAAACAUGCAUCAUCAGGCAAUAAAAAUGACUGUGGUAAAGGAAACCAAUGAAAUAAAUGAAUGUUCUGCACCAAUAUAAGCUGACUAAUGCAGACAUAUGCGUAUAAAGGUGCCGGCUGACAUGCAGAAAUUUCAGCCGCUAAAGGUUUUCCUGGAAUGAAGACUGGCGGUGGGAAAAGAUUUAGGUCCCAGUUGCCUGUGGGUUGGACUACUAAGAGUGCAGGAGCAGAGCUAGUAAUUAAAAAAAUAAAUGUGAUAAUCAUAUAACUAUUUUCAGCUGGAUGUUGCAAAUUUACACAAGGUAUCGCUUCCACCUUAUCUUAUUUUUAAAUAGUUUUGUAAAUUCAUAUUUCUAAAAGCUUUAUUACACAAUUCUGCAAAGCGCACCCACAAUUCAUUUUUUCCCUCCUUUGCACAAUCCUUCAAGUCCUUUGGAGCGAUUUAUCCAGAUGCUGGCAGACCGGAAAUGGUUGGGGAAAUGGUUUCUUACAAAAUAUUUGUACCAAUCCCCUGAACAGGCGAAUGCCACAAGGCCCUUCUUUCGUGACCAACACACGUGGGAAGAAGCAAGUUGCAGUUCUGGGUAUGGGAUCAGCCUUCAGAUUUUUAUUUUUCUCUCUCUAAAUAAGGAAAGAGGAUUUGAAUCAGCAAGAACAUUCCUAUAAGUGAAUGGGAUCACUCCUUCUAAAUUUUGCUCAAAGGUCUGGGAACACAGGAAGCUGCCCCACAAGUGCCCAUUCAGCUUCUUUGAUCUGCAUAGUGUGUGCUUUUACAAGUGCUCGAUAAUGCACUCCCAGUGUAGCUGCACCUGCCCUUUGGAACUCCCUGCCUCUUGACAUUAAGGCAGGUCCCCUCGAGGUACAUAUGGGCAGGGGAAAGUGUUUCAUUAUGUACUGAGGUGGCAAGAUAGCCUACCUCACAGGGCUGGUGUGAUGAUGAGUGGGAAGGAGGCAUGCCGCCCUUGAGCUCAUUGGUGAUGAAAGGUGCGAUAUAAAUGUAACCCUAAUACACGUGAAACCACCACCUCAUGUGCACGUCUGACUGCGCUAACUAGCGUUGCUGGAUGUUUUACUGGGAUAACGCUGUCGAGUGCUUUUCCCCCACACUCUUUGAUAUUUAUUUUCUUUUUCAUCGAUUUCCUCACUUGAAAUCUGAACAUACCAACCCCCACCCCGCGCGCCCCAAAUCUCUCCUUGCUGGGUAGCCAUGGCUACCCGACGUGCCAUUCGUCCGCUAGCUCCGCCCUUUUGUCGACAACCCUUCUUUCUCAGUGGAGGAUAGGCGCGUCGCUCUCCCUUCCGGAGGAGCCGGUUGGCUACGACGAUUCCGUUACACGUCCCCGCCUCUCGAGGCCCGUUGUACCUGUAUUUGCGUGCGUGGGGGUUGGCUCCUUGAAUCGGCAGCUUUUCAUUGGCGGGAUUCGUUCUCCCUUGCCAUUCAUUGGAGGGAUUUGGAUCUCUCUUUUUUUUGCGCCCACCCCUUGGAAGCCUUCGCAAAGCCGCAUUGGACAUCUUCGCCCGUCGCUCCGCGCAGGGAAAGCUCUGAUUGGUAGGCGGUUUGCUUCUUCCCCCACCCCUCAAGGUUUCGCAGAGGGGAGGAGGCGGCGGCGAAGGCGUUCGGCGCAAGCGCAGUGCCCGCCGUUUCCGCGGCGAAUGGGGCCGCGCUGCGGAUGGAGCCGCUGCAGAAUGGAAGCGGCGCGGAGGGAGAGGAGGCGAGGCCGCCGCCGGGCGCCAUGGCGUCGGGGCGCGAGGCCGGACCCCCCGCGGAGCAACGGCUGAGGCGAAGCCCCGCCCCUGCGGCCCUGGCCGGGCGGCGGCGCAACGGCGCCUCUGGAAAGGCGGAGGCCGCGGAGCGUCGCGAGGAGCGCGCUGGCCCCGCCCCCCGGCCGCGCCUCGACUCCCUCCGCAAGAACCGCCCUCGUGAGUGGCUGCUAGGGGGCGCCGGGGGGCGGGGCUUGACCGGGAGGGGCGGGGCCUGGGAGAGGGGGCGGGGCCUCGCGGGGUUGGGGCGGGGCUCCCUAUCAAAUAGCUAGGCAUGGCUUGAGCUUUCAUUUAUUAUUAAAAUUAUAUUAAUUUUUGUUGAUUAAAUUUGCAUUCGAUUUAAUUAUUUCAUAACAUUUAGACACUGCUAGAUUGUAAAAAAACCUCGAAAAGAUAAAAUGAGGAACCAUAUUCUGCUCUAUUCAGGGUAGGAUUAGAUUUCACAUUGUUAUCUUAUUGUUCUGACUUCCUUCCACCUCCAUUUUAUCUCUCUUACUGCAUUUGCAGCCCACCUUUUUUCUCUCCUUCCCUCCCUUCCUCAGCUCCAUUUUAGGGUCACGACAACCCCGUGAAGUUGAAACAAAAUAAAAAAAAAUCCUUCCUGUAGCACCUUAGAGACCAGCUCAGUUUGUUAUUGGUAUGAGCUUUCGUGUGCCUUUUUCUUUUCUACGAAAAAAUAGAUUGUACCUACCUGUAACUAGAACCCAUGAGGUUGGUUAGGUUCAGAGACAGGGACUUACCUCAAGGGCCUCUCUCAAGUUUUGUGACUGCGUGAGGGUCUGAACCCUGGUCUCCCAGGUCCUAGUUAAAUGCUCUGACCACUACUCUGCCCUGGCACUUCACAAGAACCCUGUGAUGUAGAUUAGGGGGAGAGAGAGAGAGGUGGAUAUUGCUGGCUCAGAAUUGCCUGUGGAGCAUCAUGAAUGAGUGUAGAUUUGAACUUGAGUCUCCCUGGUCCUCAUAUAAAUAUUUUGGUGGCUGGAAUUUGCAGACGGAGCUAUAUAAAUUGUAGCUUGAGAAAGGAAAGAUUGUGCUAUCUGUGGCAGCUGAUAAGAAAAAGAAGAGGCUUGUGACCGCUUUUAUUUAUUUAUUUAACCUGGGAAUUUCCAACAAAGCUUGAACAAUUUCAAAAUGCAGAAAGCAAAAAUAAAGUACAGUGUAGUAAUUUAAAGUAACAUACUGGCUAUGUACUGCUCCCGCUAGAGAUUGCAUCUACAGUAGUACCUCGGGUUACAUAUGCUUCAGGUUACAGAUGCUUCAGGAUACAGACUCCGCUAACCCAGAAAUAUUACCUUGGGUUAAGAACUUUGCUUCAGGAUGAGAACAGAAAUUGUGCAGUGGCGGCGCAGCGGCAGCAGGAGGCCCCAUUAGUUAAAGUAGUGCUUCAGGUUAAGAACAGUUUCAGGUUAAGAACAGACCUCCAGAAUGAAUUAAGUUCUUAACCCGAGGUACCACUGUAAACCUAACAAACCCAGUGCAGAUAAACCAAAUGGAAUGGCAUUAAAAGGCAGAGGGGAGGCCUUUUACAGUUGCAGGGGAGCCACUACUUAGAGAACUCUGUUGCUGGUAGCCACUUGUACCUCAGAUGGUUAAGGAACCCAGAGAUGAAAGCUUAGUGUAAUGCAGAGGCAGGGAAUCAGCUAAAAUACUGUGAAACAGUGCUAUGAGAUUCUGUGUGAAGAAUGCCCUGCGUAUUUAUAUACUACACAUUCAUGGACUUUCAUAAGUCUAACAGAGGAAAUCUUGUUUCUAGAUGAGAUUUUUUAAAAUACAUAAACAAUUGACUCAUGUAUGGCAUCACCAACUUUAGUACGUGUGCAUUUUUAAAAAAUCUCAUUUUGAAGACCAAUUCUGUAUCUGACAUUACACCACUGCCAUCUUGUUCAUUCUAUGCAUAUAAUGGAUGCCACAUGGCUUACGCCAUAAGAAACUCAUUUAUCUUAAAUGAAGCCAUGAGAUUGUUUGCUGAAGCAGGUUUAUGUCGCUAUUUUUCCUGAAUGUACAUAGAUGUCAGCAAGCUGAAAAACUCUGGAAUUCAUUGUCUGAAUAAACAUGAGGCUUCUAUCAGGAUGGCAGGCAUGAAAAAGCUGACUCUGAAUCUUGAGCCUGUCCAUAAUUAUUACAGAAGAAUCUUAUGUUUGUAGCACGAGAACUAGGGCUGGAUCCUGUUCUGGUCUAAUCAAUCUAGAGUUGAAAAGAGUGUGGCUUUUUUCAAAAAAGAAUAUGUUGAUGAGCUAGCCCUGCCUUCUGCAACUUGGUGCCCUCAAAAUGUUUUGGAUUGCAAGUCCCAGUUGCCACAUUCUGAUUUAGAGGAAGUGGUGGUGUUCAUUGGGAAAUGCCUAGAUAAGGUUGGCAGAUGUUUGCUGGAGGUCUUGAGUAGGGCAAAAUCUCAGUGAAGGUGCAAAAAGGGGGAAGGAGCUGACGGGGUAUCAUUGUUGCAAAUGGGGUUCAAGAAUCAGGGCCAUAAGACUGCCUUUGUUGUGCAGUUGCGCAUUGCAAUUAAUUCGAGCUGAAAGGGAUGUUGACACUUAGCUGCAGAAAUCAUGCCUGGUUUGCUGUGUUCAAAGGGUUGCUUUGCAUAUUUUCAGCAGCUCCCUAUAUCCCCCUUCACCAACUAUCUGAAUGUUAGGUUGAUGAAAUAAUUACAUAAUUGCAAAUCCUCCUGCUGCAGCUGAUAAACUGCAAAGAAAAUGGAGGCCCUGGCACAGGGGUUGGGAAAAUUUGUUUCUUUGGUUUAGCUGCAGUUUUCUGCACCUCAGGACUGUUGCUUGUUUGAAUGCUGUUAGUCAUGCAAAAAAUUCUGCUGGACACACAAAUCUGCGUGAAUUGUGCUUGAUCAUUAUCCACUCUGGGAUACAGCUGGUAAUCAUGUUGCACAUCUGCAAAUACUAUUCAGGCAGUUUCUGGGGUGACACUAGAUGAUGCAGUUCAAUAUGUACUGAAGGUUUAGGUUUUUUAAAGUGUGAUUUGAAGUCAUUUUGAUAAAUCUAGCCUUUCCUCACUUGCACCUGAGCAUUUGGUAUAUAAGGUUCUCGGGAAUCUUUGCCACCUGAGAAGCAAAACAUUUUGUUGGUAGGAAUCUGGUCUACAUAAAGCUACAUAUGCAUGGCAGUUGUGAUGGUGUGGAAAUGGCUUUUUGUGCAUGCUUAAUGUCAGUCUAGGUACUCAGCACAGGUAGAAGAAAAACAAAUGACUUUCCUUCUUGGAGGUUUUUAAGCAGAGGUUGGAUGGCCAUCUGUCAUGUAUUAGUUGAGAUUCCUGCAUUGCAGGGGGUUGGACUAGAUGACCCUUGGAUCCCUCCCAACAAUAUAAUUCUAUGAUAAUGCCUGAUAUGAGACACACAUGUAUAAAAAUAUAUUUUGAAAAGGUAUGUAACACAAGUUGUUCAUAUGGUCAUGCUUUUCGGAUGCCGGAUUAUCGUCUUGCAAUGAACUACUCUAUUCCCAACUUUUGAAUGAAAAGUGUAAUGCCGGUGGACAACAAAAGAGGUUUAAAGACACUCUCAAGGCAAAUCUUUAAAAAUGUAGUAUAAAUACCGACAAAUGGGAAACACUGGCCUGCGAGCGCUUCAGUUGGAGAACAGCCUUUACCAAAGGUGUCAUGGGCUUUGAAGACGCUCGAACUCAGGACACAAGAGAGAAAUGUGCUAAGAGGAAGGCACGCUUGGCAAAUCUACACCGUGAUAGCCUGGAAACCUAUGUCCCCACUGUGGAAGGAAGUGUGGAUCCAGAAUUGGCCUCCAUAGUCACGUACGAGUACACCGUUAAAACCGUAUUCAUGGAAGACAAUCGUACUCGGCUACGAGUGAUUGCCAAAGAAGAAGAAUGAGACACAGUUCCAAUAAAAAUGCUGCUCCUAUAAAAGAAAUGGAGCCCCUUUCAUAAAAGUCCCUCCCUCAAAGAAAUGCAAUGCAGCUGGGUCUGUUUUUCCUGCUAUUAAAAAAGAAAAAGAAAAAAGGUCUAGCCAGUGGAACGUCACAAAGCAGAUAUAUUGCAGGCCUUCAGUGGAGGCCAGCUUGUGGGAUGAAUUCAUUUUAUACGUGAGACAGGACUGGAGUAACUGAGCCUGAAAGUACAAUGGCUGCAAGUCAUUAUCCUUACCUUCUGCCAAGAAAAUGUCUUGGUUGGAGAUAGUAUCCCUUUCCACCCCACCAUCCUCAUGCAGAAUUGAUUUGUGCUCCAGCACUGGCUAGGCGGAGAUCACACGUCCUAAAAAACGGAGAGGCAGGGAGAUCAUGGGGAUCCUGACAGUGGAAGUUGCUAGUUCUUGCCAGUCCCCUCCCCCCACCAGACUUCAAAGGCACAUGCAGUAGUGUUUUGUGUGUGUAAAAGAAUCUGGAAGACAAGUUAUUUUAAAAACGAAUAUUUUGUAUAAGUGUAAGUUGUGCAAGGGACGUGGGUGGCGCUGUGGGUUAAACCACAGAGCCUAGGACUUGCCGAUCAGAAGGUCAGCGGUUCGAAUCCCCGCGAUGGGGUGAGCUCCUGUUGCUCGGUCCCUGCUCCUGCCAACCUAGCAGUUCGAAAGCACGUCAAAGUGCAAGUAGAUAAAUAGGUACCGCUCCGGUGGGAAGGUAAACGGCGUUUCCGUGCGCUGCUCUGGUUUGCCAGAAGCGGCUUAGUUGUGCUGGCCACAUGACCCGGAAGCUGUACACCGGCUCCCUCGGCCAAUAAAGCGAGAUGAGCACCGCCACCCCAGAGUUGUCCUUGACUGGACCUAUGGUCAGGGGUUCCUUUACUUUUAAGUUGUGCAAGACCAAAAUUGUGGUCUUUGGGAAACAUAGCCCCAGAUUCAAAUGGAAAGUGGACCAGCAGGAAUCUGGAGUAAGCGUGUUCCUUUAGACACAGUCGUGGAAGGGACAUUUGAUUUGUAAGUCGCUUUUCCCCUCAGUGAUGUCCUCUCCUGUCUCCCAUGUUACUACGACUUGGAGUCGACCAACGAAAUUGACUGCUGGGGGACUCUGGACAAACAAAGCGAGGAACUUCUUUACACAGCACAUGAUGAAACUAUGGAAUUGACUGCAAUGGCUGUCAGCUUGCGCGUGGCUUUAAAAAGGGGAUUAGAUCAAUCCAUGGAGUCUAAAGCUAUCAGUGACUGCUAGUCAUGAUGGCUGUGUUCCUGCCUCCAGUCUCAGAGGCAUCAUGCAGGGGUCAGCAAACUUUUUCAGCAGGGGCCGGUCCACUGUCCCUCAGACCUUGUGGGGGGCCGGACUAUAUUUUUUGGGGGGGAAAUGAACAAAUUCCUAUGCCCCACAAAUAACCCAGGGGUGCAUUUUAAACAAAAGCAUACAUUCUAAUGUAAAAACACCAGGCAGGCCCCACAAAUAACCCAGGGGUGCAUUUUAAACAAAAGGACACAUUCUACUCAUGUAAAAACAUGCUGAUUCCCAGACCGUCCGCGGGCCGGAUUUAAAAGGCGAUUGGGCCGCAUCCGGCCCCCGGGCCUUAGUUUGCCUACCUGUGCCUCAUGCCUCUGAAUGCCAGGUGCUGGGAAUGACAGUGGGAGAGGGCUGCUGGCAUCUAGCCCUGCUUCAGCUGGAUAGCUCAGUUGGUUAGAGCAUGGUGCUGAUAAUGCCAAGGUUUCAGGUUCAAUCCCCAUAAGGGACAGCUGCCUAGCCCUGCAUUGCAGGGGGUUGAACUAGACUGGGGUUUCUCAAACUUGGGAGUCUCCAGUUGUUUUUGGACUACAGUUCCCAUCAUCCCUGACCACUGGUCCUGCUAGAUAGGGAUGAUAGGAGUUGUAGUCCAAAAACAGCUGUGGCCCUGCCAACCACUGGUAAGUGGCUCCACCAAGAAAAUUACCGCAAGGCAAUGUUGCCCUUGAAAUGUUCUUCACCUUUUUAAAAUAAUGGCCUCUUUUAGGAAUGCCUGUAAAUCUAUGAAGCAGCAUUUCUGAAAUUCUUAGAAAUAGUCCAUCUUGUACCUCUUCUGUACAUGGCCGCAGAGGAAGUGAGGGAGAAUGCAUUUCUCACUCUGGCAAAUGUACUUAAUGCUUCUAACUUCCGCUGUUCUUAUGCUAGAACAGCAACAAGUACUUCUUAACAUGGUCAUUAAUAUGUGCUUGGGGUAGUUCCCUGAACUGUUGCUUCAGCUUUGAUUUUGAGAAACAGGUGACCUGGUAACAUCACUUGCAACCACUUUGAUUCUGGUUUACUGACUUUCUCACCAAUAGCAUGGUUUUUUGGGGGGGAGUAAUCCGGAGGGGUAUUUGUAGUUUACAGUCGCUAUCCGUAGUGCUAUUUAUUUUAAUGGGUUAGUCAGGAACAGCUGGUUGGUAUAUAUGGAUUUAUACACCAUGUACGUUUAGCUAAUGGGCAGGCCUUGCCGGGUCAGAAGUUUGGGUAUAAAUGUAAAAACAAAGAACAGUUCAAAUUAGUUACUUAUAGCAGGCAUUUCCAGCCUUGAACAUUGGAAUGUAUCUUCCACACCUGGCUUUGGUAAUAAAACUAGUCGUUUUGUCUGCGGAGGGUGUUAAUACAUUCUGUUGGUUUUGUAUUUGAUGUGUGUUUUGUGCACUGCAAGCCUUUUCUCCUUUAGGCUCUCUUUCCACUCAGGUUCCCAAUGCUCAGCCUUCUUGCCCACCCCCAACUUCCUUUCUCUUAUGCAUUUGCAGUUCUUUCCCUAAUGUGGCAGAAACCGUGUGGCUUUGCCAAGUUUCUAAUUCAUGUGUUGAUGCUAGAACGUAUGUGAACAUUCUGCGGUGUCAUGACAGUUUAGCGAGUGGUUGGGGUGAGCCCUUGUCAACUGGGGGCGGCAACUGGGUUUUAUUUUUAUUUAUCAAAUUUGUAUACCGCCCUUCAUCCGUGGAUCUCGGGGCAGUUCACAGCAUAAAAACACAAGAUCAGUUUAGUCUCUUUAGAAAUGUAUAAUAAAACACCACCAUUGUAAUGAUCCCUUUUCUCCCUUAUUCCUUUCAGUCUUUCCUUGGUUUGGCUUGGAUAUUGGAGGGACCUUGGUGAAGCUUGUGUAUUUUGAACCAAAAGACAUCACCAUGGAGGAAGAAGAGGAGGAAGUGGAGAAUCUGAAGAGCAUCCGGAAAUACCUGACCUCCCACACUGCCUAUGGCUCUACAGGCAUUCGUGAUGUUCACCUUGAGCUAAAGGACCUUAUGCUGUGUGGACGUAAAGGCAAUCUGCACUUUAUACGCUUCCCUACUCAUGACAUGCCUGCUUUUAUUCAAAUGGGCAGCGAAAAGCACUUCUCAAGCCUCCACACUACCUUAUGUGCCACAGGAGGUGGAGCAUAUAAAUUUGAGCAGGACUUUCGCACAGUAUGCAAUUUUUGGCUUAUAUAUUUUUAAGCUGCUAUAGCACAUGGUUAAAGCUUGCAAAACAGAGGUGCUGCAUGUCUUCAUAACCUCUGCAGCAACUCUCUUUUGUAAUGCUGUUUCCUGAUUUGAGUGUAAGGGCAGUGUGAAGCUGGUCUCUGCCAGGUGUGGGAAACUUUUGGCCCGAUAGAUGUUGCUGAAGUACAACUCCCAUCAUCCCCGGCCAUUGGCCAUGCUGGUUGGGGCUGAUGGGAGUUGUAGUUCAGCAGCAUUUGAAGGGCUGGAUCUACACUGAUAUGAAAAAUGCUAUAAAAAUGCUUUAAAAUUUAGCUCUCAAUGCAAUUGACCAUUGGUGAUGGAUUGCUGCUCUACAGCGUCCUCUGUUAUCACAUUUUUAUAACGCCUUUAUAAUGUUAUAAUUAACCAGUGUAGCCGAGGCCCUGGUUUGCUAGAUGCAAACUUUAACAUUGUUCUUGCAUUCCAUGAAACAAAACUUCCAUGAGAAAAACUCUGUGAGCAAGAUGAUUCUGCCAGCUAUUGCUGCUCCAUCAUUGCCAUCUCUUCGGGAUCUUAACACUGCCUUCAUCAGCCUCUGUUGCUCUCUAGGUAUUUGGGACUACAACUCCCAUUGGCGUGUGCGGAUAGCAGUUGUAGUCCAAAAUAUCUGGAGAGCACCAGGUUGGUGAAGGCUGGCUUAAUGUAGGAUAGCUGACUGAAGAGUUUGUAUUGUACUGAUGGUAGUGGUGACUGCGAUAACUUAGUCCAAGCUGCAUGCUUCCCUGGCUUCACCACUGGGUUGCAGGUUUGGUGUGCGCACAGAAUGCUGCUGCUCAGAACCGUGUUAGAAACGCUUUCUUAGGUAACCAAAGACAAGUGAGGGGGAAAGCAGUGAAAGGAGUUCCUUUGCAUCCUCUCCAUGUCUGCUUCAGCAGCUGUUCUUCAUUCAUUAGGCAGGGGUGCUGGUUUACGGCAUGCCUGUGAUUUCACUGUGAAUCAUAGAAUUUAGGUCUAUUAAACAGACCUUUGCUUCUCAGCUGCUUCCUCCCUCGUUCUAAACAAAAAAAGAAUUGUAUCUCAUACAUGCUGGGAAGGAUGAAUGUUGAUGGUUAAAUGUGGGCUAAUUUAACAAUCAACUCUCAUCCUUUCCAGCGUCUUUGAACUACGUUUUUCUAUCUCUUUUGCUUUUGUUUACAACAUUAGAUGUUUCCUGUUUUUUGUGUGUGUUUCUUCUAUUGUCCUGCCCAUCCUGUUUUUCAGUUUCCAGAGAUUAAACCUUCAUGAAAUCAGACUUCAGCGCUGUGGCUAAACUUCAGAGUAGCUACUGGUGUUCGGUUUCAGAGAGGCUAAAUCAUAAACAUAUCCUCCGUGAGGGCUGCAGUUCCUUUGCCUAAUGGCUGCUUACCCCAUUUCUCCAUUUGCCUCAACUCCUCUGUUCGUUUGCAGUUACUGGACUUGACUUAUUUUAUUAAGCUAUUUUUACCCAGCAUUUCCCAGGGCCCUUAGAGAUGCUUUAAAACACAUACAAUUCAUGAAAAGCAAUAGAAUCACCGGUCAGCUUACAAUAAGCAUGCCCCUCCCCAAAUAACCCACCUUUAAUCAAAUCAAAUAAUUGUUUGCAGGUUUAGCAGACUGGCAUAGAUUUGAAUAAGCCCUUUUUGCUGGCAUUGAUGGUGGUGAACUUUCAGGCUUUGCCAUUUCUAAUACUGAAACUCAAAGGGUUCUCAUUUGUGGUUGGCCAGUGUUUCUAAGUGCUGAGAGAGAAUGGAAGGGGGGUGGGACCUGUAAGCUGCUUGAUGAAACCCUCCAGGCCUUCCUUGGAGUGUUUCAAUAUCUAGUUUUCUUCAAAGCUUGUUUCUCCAAACAGGUGAGUGACCUCCAGCUUCGCAAAGUGGAUGAACUGGACUGCCUUAUUAGAGGAGUGCUGUACAUUGAUUCGGUUGGGUUCAACGGACACUCGGAGUGCUACUAUUUUGAGAACCCAACCGAUCCCGAGAAGUGCCAGAAGCUCCCCUUCAACUUGGAGAACCCUUACCCUCUUCUGCUGGUGAACAUUGGCUCCGGGGUCAGCAUCCUGGCCGUCUAUUCUAAAGACGAUUACAAGCGGGUGACUGGGACCAGGUGAGCUUUGAAAAUGUAAUGCUUUCGCUUUCAGAUCUGCUAAGCAAGUUGGGUCCACGAAUCAAGUGACUUGCAGUCCACAUGCAUGGCUAAGUGAUACCUCUGGUGUCAGAUGGGCACAGUGCGGCUGCGUCAUGUACAGUGGUACCUUGGGUUAAGAACUUAAUUCGUUCUGGAGGUCCGUUCUUAACCUGAAACUGUUCUUAACCUGAGGUACUACUUUAGCUAAUGGGGCCUCCCGCUGCGCUGCCGCCACACAAUUUCUGUUCUUAUCCUGAAGCAGAGUUCUUAACCCGAGGUACUACUUCCGGCUUAGCAGAGUCUGUAACCUGAAGCGUCUGUAACCUGAAGCGUCUGAACCUGAGGUACCACUGUAGCUGUUGAGGCUGCAGUUCUGUUCAUCUGGCAGCAAGGCCUAUUUACCACAAUGGGACUUAUUUUGGAGAAAACAUGCCUCGGGUUCAGCUGCAAAAGUGUCAUCUGCUCCCUUUUCUCUGUGAGGAUGUAAAAAAAUUAAGGAUUUUGCCACAUCCUCACAUCCCUCAUGAGGCUAGCGUGGAGGCCUGUGCCGUGACGUUGUCUGUUAACUAGUUAACUUCAUUUCUGCUGGGUUAAAUCACAGGCGUCUUGUCCUGCAAGUUGUUGGUCUUCUCAUCCCCCUCUACCCAGCACUUUCACAGGAUGGUAGAAGUGAUUUGUGCGUCUUGUUUGUUUGCUAGCCUUGGAGGAGGAACCUUUUUUGGUCUCUGCUGCCUGCUGACUGGCUGCUCCACCUUUGAAGAGGCCCUCGAAAUGGCAGCCAACGGGGACAGCACCAAAGUGGACAAACUAGUGCGGGACAUUUACGGAGGAGACUAUGAGAGAUUUGGGCUUCCCGGUUGGACGGUAGCAUCCAGGUAAGGCCGCACCUGGUGUUUCAGUAGGGGGCAUGAGGCAGCUUGAAUAACCUUUCCCCAUCUCUUUGGUUUUGGCAGCCUGGGAAAAGGUGGCUUCUGAAUGAGCCUCUGAAUGUCAGUUUUGGGGAAUUGCAAAUUGGGAGAGCACCGUUGAGCUCGUGUCCUUGCAGGCUUCCAGUUGGCUACUGCAGACUAGAUGGGUCUCUGGUCUGAUUCUGCCGUGAGCCUUCCUUAAGUUUUUAUGUUUUUAGCUAUUGUAGUGCACUGCAUUUAAUUUCUUUGCUCGCCCAGAGCCUUUUGACAUGGGGUAAGCUAAGAAUCAGACAAACGAAAACUUGUGUCAACCCUGAAACAGAGCAGCAGUUGUCUUUAUUUUGCUUCAGAUGAAUGAGCAUAGGAAGUACCAAUAGGACCCAAGAGAAGAAUUGUGUCUCUAAGGUUCUUAUGCCCAUAUUCCCCAGUUUAUAGACUGCUGGCUUCCUCAGGCUUGAUGAGCCUGUCUUGUAGCCUGUGGAAGUGUGGGCUUGGAAGAGGGAAGUGAAUCAGGCAUGGGACUAGCCCAACUUUCACUCCGGUGCCACUUUUAACCGGCAAGGGGCUUCAGCUCAGCACCUGAAUGCAUGGAAAUUCACACUUGAUCCUGAGGGUGUUGGGUAGCAACUCUUGGAAAAGCUUCUAUGGGCCCAGUAGAAUAGACUCGCUCCCACGAAAGGUGGUGGACUAUCCUUCCUUAGAGGUUUUUAAGCUGAGGCCAGAUGGCCGUCUGUCAAGGAUGAUUCAGUGGGUUGGACUAGAUGACGCUUGGGUCCCUUCCAACUCUGAUUCUAGGAACUGAAAGUUGGCAAUCCCGUAUGUUUCUCAUGUAAAUGGAUUUUUAGGUGGGGGGAAAAUUGUGCACAAUUUUCUGUCCAGCUUUGGAAACAUGAUGAGCAAGGAGAAGCGAGAGGCAGCUAGCAAGGAAGACUUGGCAAGAGCGGCUUUGAUCACCAUCACGAAUAACAUCGGCUCCAUAGCACGGAUGUGUGCGCUUAAUGAGGUAUGGAAAGAGAGGAGCCGGGGAGCCAGUCAAGGGAAGUGUGUGCUUUUCAGUUCCUCACGGUCCUGUUGGUGGGGGCUGGGAAUGCCUUCUGAAAGCGUUAUCUGUCUUGUUGUGGUCUGUUGUGAAUGAGCAGCCAACUGUUUUGUGCUUCCCACUUUGCUCCUCUCCUGCCAUGAGCUGGAGAAAUAAACCAGGAAUCUUUGGUUUCCCAUUACAUCUGAACGAAAGAUGGUGGUUGGCUGCUCAUUUACAAACCACAGUCAGCAAACUGCCCCUUAAGCUGUGGUUUGUGGUUGGCUUGCUGACUGUGGCUUCUUAGGGAGUAGCAAGCCAGGAUCCCUGCUCUGCAUGUUUCCCGCCUUCCUUUCACACGGGGGGUGUUUAGGGUUGGAGGGAGCAAAGUGAGAAUGAUCAGGCAGCAUGCACAAUAAACACUGAUAAACCAGAGAGUCUGGCUUAGCGUUGUGUGUGAAUGUGAACAAUGAGUAAAGAGCUGUCCUUUUGCUCCGGUGAGCAGUGAGAAUUUCUGAUGCUGAGGCCCCGCACUGCACCAUGGUCCAGCAAUUCCUCUGAGCCACUUCCUGUUGCUGUCGAGAUGUGCUGGGCAGCAUUGACUAGGGAUAUUGUAAACCUGUUCCAAACCAAGCUAAAUAAUGUUUCCAGGUUUCCGAUGAACCCCACUGUUAGAUUGUAAACAGUACAGAGAGCUUCUUUUUCUGAGGGUAGUCAGGAGAGACAGACAGGAGGAUCUUUGGAGUCACUGCUGCUUCUAAAAGGGAUAAAACUCCCUGUCGAGGCUGAGGACUUCAGCCGAGGAAGAGGGAGCAGGCCAGGAAGUAAGCUGUCUUGCAGCAAGAAUCGCUCCUCCUAUCCCAGCUUAUUGCGUGGCAUUACCUGAGCUUGGUGCUUUCAGCUUCUUUACAGUGCUGCCUUGUUGCAAUCAUGUCAAGCAGCAUUGUACAGGGCUAUGAAAGAGCCAGGCCCUCUCAUCUUUUGCCUUGGGGCGUCCGUGGCGCAGCAAGGAAGGCUAGCAUCCCUGCCACUGUAACCCAUCGCCUGAUAUAACAGCAGCUCCAAAGAGAAGCCUUUGGGGGACACUCAGAGGAGGUGUGCAGGAUAACUGGAAAACCAGAGGCAAAGGUGACACUAUGGUAGGAAAGGGUUAGAGGAGGAAAGUGGUAACAGCUAGGACUUCAGCUUUACCUGAUCUCAAUUGCCUGCCUUCACCCCAGGUCUUAAGGUGAGUCGCUGAUGCAGAAGUUCUUUCUGCAAGGUAGCUUGCACAAUAGAUAUUGUGCUGACUUAUUUCUCCUCUAGGAUGUGAACUUCACACCACCCUACCCACCGUUGACCACUCCAGUAACCCUCUCUUACUGGGCACAGCUUCUCCUGUCCCUAGAUCCCAGUUCUCUCUCCACUGAUCCCUACUUGCCAAAGCACACAUGCCACCACCUUCACAGCAGGCGCCCUGACAGUUAAUAUUCUGUGACUGACACUUGCCCAUCAGCAGCAGCUCAGCCAGGGAAUAAGGCAGGACCUCGAAGGCCACCAAUCUUAAAAUGUUUUCUUUCCAUAGGAUGAAAACCAGCAGAAACCCCCAGGAAUCAUCUGUUCAGUUAUUUUGCUCAAACGUCUCUUCUGUGAUGCCUGACCCCCCCAUUUCAUUAUCUUGUUCUCUAUCCUAGCUUGUCCCAUUUUGCUGCAGCUAAUUUCCACAGUGCAAUCUGUUCUCUCCCAUCUGGACCAGGCUUGCACCCUCUAAUAAUUGCUUACCUCCUGAGCCUGGUGCUAACUUGGAAAUGCAAAGCAGUGCAAAGUGGGGCUCGGGGGAUAUGAUGCUCUUAACUAACCUAAACUACUGGGAAAUGUUGGUCUUGAGUGAGACACGAAUGCAAGAACUAAAUCAGCCUUCGGCGGCCUGGUGCCCUCCAUAGAAUGGACUACAGCUCCAGCCAGCUGGGACUGAUGGGAGUUGUAGCCCAACGACAUUGGGGGCCGCACUAGGUUGGCAAAGGCUAAACUAAGUCAAAGAAAUGGCAGGGUGCAUGUUUUAAGUGUGUUUGUUACUGUGAACAGAGAUGUCAAGAGUCUUAACACUCCUUCCCCCUCUUGCAGAACAUUAAUCGGGUGGUUUUCGUGGGGAACUUCUUGCGUAUCAACACAAUCUCAAUGAAGUUUCUGGCGUAUGCUUUGGAUUAUUGGUCAAAGGGGCAGUUGAAGGCCCUGUUUCUGGAGCACGAGGUAGAGUCACAUUGAAAUGCAAGCGCUCUCUUUCUUCCUCCCUCUCUCCCUCCCCCCCCCCCAACUAUAGCCAAGGCAGGGUAGGGUGGGUGGUAAGUAUCCUGCAAAUAGAUUGUCCACUGUUUCCAUUUUUUGAAUAAAUGAAAGGGAGGGGAGGGACCUAUUUCCAUCUUUUAUUUCAGUGCUGUGGCUCUCGUAAUCUGACAGUUCAAUAAUCCUGAAACACUCUCUUUGUAAUUAUUAUAAUAAUUAACUGGAUUUAGAGCUUAACCUGAGGAUGCAGGGCAGUGAAUAGCAAUUUAGUAGGUCAUAUAAAAGGAGCAAAGAGGGGAGGAGGUGGGGUAAUACCCAGAUGUGUGUGUGUAUGUGUGUGUGUGUGAGAGAGAGCGCGAGCUGAACUUAAUAAAAAGAAGGCCCCCCCCCCUGAAAGCAAGUAUGAGGGGCUUGUGAGGGGGGACUCGGCCAAUCUCAGAGGAAGUGUGUGACAGGGUCCUUGCCUGCCUUCCUGGCUUGGUGUGGUCACACAUAGUGGUGUUUUUCCCCCCUUUCUUUUUAAAGGAUAUCUAAUCAAACAACCAUCACUUUAAAAUCAAAGUAAUGAGUAGGCCGAUCUUGAUCUUUGGGGCAAGUGUAUUUUGACAAGCAAUCUGAUCCUUUGCAUCUGUGCUGGUUUCGUUUUUUUAAACAGGGCUACUUUGGAGCAGUUGGAGCUCUUUUGGAGCUUUUGAAUACAUCCUGAUUCGAAGUGGAGCCUGGGUCCAGGUUUUGCUGCUGGCAACGUCUACACCAAAGGGAACAUCUCUGUUCAUUCAGCUUUAUUUGUAAGUGGGGGCGGGGGUCUUGUCUGUUUGACAAAUAACUGGAAGAAAUAGUGAGUGACCUCAGCGAUCAGUGCCGAAAAGGACAAAGGUGUGUGUGCUUUUUAAAUAGCAUAAUCUGAAUAUAAACUAGUUUGUAAGAAGCCUAUAUCUGUUUAUGCGAACUGUAUUUGUCUUGCCUCUGGUAAAAUACAUGUUCAAUCAGUCUUGCUUUGAGCAGCUCAUGCCGUUAGGCGGCUGAGAGGGGGUCAGGGGCAUGGGUGGUACAGGUUGUACUAUUCUGAAAACCAGCCUUUGCCAGCCUGGUGCCCCUGUAAGUUUUGGACAGCAGCUGCUGUUUUGGGAGGACACUAGGUUGGCGGAGGCGGCUCAAAACCUAUUUUUAAGUUCUGUUUUUUUAACUUUCUAAUCUUGUAUGGACCCUUAUUAAUUUUCAUCAUAGCACUGAAAUGUGUAGAAUAUGAAAACACACUUGAGAUAUUAAAUCUAUUUUUAAAAAGAACAGUGUGCAGCCUUAUUGCCGUGAAGAAAAUUGCUUUCCUGCUUGUGUUCAUGUAAAGAAAUUGGGGAGAAGGAAGGGGAUCUGGGGAAGAGAAGGAUUUAAGCCUGCAUUCCCAGUUAUGGCGACACAACCUGUCAUCUUCCUUCUUCUGAAGAUGGGGAGGGUGGGGAUCAGAAGCCACGUUUUCGGGCUGCAAGUGGGCACCAAGCUGAGCCCAUCGUGUAGCCUAGAGUCACUCUAGUUCCCAGAAUGUUAAUGGACUACAACUCCCUGACCAUUGGCUAAGAUGGCUGGGGCUGAUGGAAGUUGUAGUCCAACAACAUCUGGGGACCCAAGGUCAAAGAAGAUGGCUCUAGAUCAGGGUUUCCCAGACUUCAGUCUCCAGCUGUUUUUGGACUACAAUUUCCAUCAUUCCUGACCACUGGUCCUGCUAGCUAGGAAUGAUGGGAAUUGUAGUCCAAAAAUAGCUGGAGAUCCAAGUUUGGGGAACCUUGCUCUAGAUCACACUUCAGAAGAUAUGCUUUUCCUUGUGCCUUGGAAGUACUCCCCCCCCCCCAUGAAGGCAGCAAUGUGCCCAGCAGAAACAGGCAUGGGUGCAUCUCUGAUCCCAUCCUGCAGCCUAGACUGCAGACCCUCCUCCUUGUACCAUCGCAUACCAAAGAUCCAUGCUGCCACUGCUACCUGAGGCCCGCGAGCUGUAGAUGGACCACCUGUGGGUUGCGUGACCCAGUUAUUGGGCAUCUGUUGUAGUUGUUACAAGCAGAAUUUACAUGCUACCUUUCAUUUCAAGAAGAAAUGCCAAGGCAGUUCAC